Molecule: messenger RNA, 2046 nt
Organism: Schizosaccharomyces osmophilus
Lineage: Eukaryota; Fungi; Ascomycota; Schizosaccharomycetes; Schizosaccharomycetales; Schizosaccharomycetaceae
Gene: dsc1
Product: Golgi Dsc E3 ligase complex subunit Dsc1
Exons: 2
Coding region: 1-2046 (681 amino acids)
Molecular function (GO): zinc ion binding
Source: RefSeq, a predicted model, not a curated record
AUGGAUAGACGAGGGUGGAGGCCUUCGGCACCGGUAGUUAUCUUACUAUUGCUGUUCAUAUUUUUUGCUCCGGUACGUCGUCUUCCUUCUCGAAAUGGGAAUUCAACAGAGAAAAGUCUCGAAGCCGAAAGGAAUUGGCAUUCAAAAAUUCAAAAUUCGACGUUUUCGGAAGCUCCUGAGCAAGUGCGACAAUCUAUGACACUUCCUGAACAGGUGCUGUCGGCAAGAAACGCAAUUUACAAGUCUUCCGCUGGUUCAGGCGCUAGUCAUUUGAACCAUACGUCCGUCGUGAUAGGGGACUGGAAAAAAGUCUCCUACGAUUCUUUUGGUAAUGUUUCUCCCAAUGUAACAUGGCAUCGAACAUUACAAAGUAUCAUAAAUUCCGAAAAAGGACAGUUCACAGCUAAUCUUUACGAGUUUCCUGCAGCUAAUUCAAAUGACUUUUCGUUCAUUAUGAAUAUGGAAAAUUUAAAUGGAACUUCAGUAUAUCAACUAGCGUUUUAUGGUGAUCGUUUGGAGAAGGCUCACGCAUUGCUGGGGGCUACAGAAGUUUCUCCAGAAUUUCCAGGUGUAGAUGGUAUUCCUUGGCUUUUCCAAGACUAUGCGGAUAAGCCUGAUUUGCCUUUUGAUGGCCAAGAGCAUUUUGAUGUUUUAAAAAAUAAAUCUCUUGGAAGAAUUGACGAAAGAAUCGGUCAAAUCUCACGUGGAGGAUGGUCUCCAUUAUUAUACGAGGAGGAAAGUGUUUCCUGUCGGGCCUACUUUUACGGAUUUAACAAGAACACAGGGUUGAGUAAGGAGGCUCUUGCUGCUAUAGAAAAUGAAUACUACCAUCCCCAAGGGGUAUCAACUGUGAAAAUGCCCGAUGUGUUGUUUUCUGGUCUUAUCUAUUCUCCAGAUUGCAACGUUGCCUUUACAAUUUCUAAUUAUAAAGGCCCUCGCAAUUUUGUAUUCGACGCCGGUUUGGUACGAUUUGCUUCUGUCUAUAUCAUUGUUAUCUUUUGUCAGAUAUUUUUGCUAUUACGACAGAUGCGUAUAAAUUCACCUUCCUACGUUCAGCGUCUUUCGUUCAUAACCAUUGCUAUUCAAGCUUGUCUUGAUGCUUUUAUUGCUAUCUUCUUUUUAAGCAUAAAUGCUGUUAUUGAGAGAGGUUAUUUACCUUUUGUUUCUGUCGCUUUUCUUUCACUCAUUCCUUCAGUAAUGUUUACUAUGCGGUAUUUGGCGUUAAUAUUGCGUGUUCAAAACUCGAACUCUCCUCCGCCGCCGCCGCUUCCCCGAACCCAGAAUAAUGAAUCCGCAAUUGAAGAUACUAAUGAAGGUGAUGAUAAUAACACAACGAACACGGAGGAUACACCGCCACAAGCAGGUUUGACUCAGUAUGAACGUGACCAACGAGAUUGGUCAGCUGUUUGUCUUCGAUUUUAUUUUGUUAUACUUGUUGUCUGUAUUGUGUCUUUGUAUUCCGCUUUUUGGCCCGUUACUUACCGAUUUUAUUUCAUUUCUACUCUUUUGUUUACUUGCUACUCUUUUUGGGUUCCUCAAAUUAUUCGAAACGUCAAGCAAGGUACGUCGCGUAGCUUUUCUUGGGUAUAUAUUAUCGGGCUCAGUUUAUCCCGUAUGUAUUUGCCUACGUUUAUUUUCCUUUAUUCUGAAACCACUUUAAAGUUUACUCCUAAAUAUACGUAUGCCUUGGCUUUGGGUUUGUGGAUGUCUCUCCAGGUUUUGGUUUUGUUUGCACAGGAUACUUUAGGAGCCAGGUUUUUCCUACCAAAAAAGUUAUUUCCUUCUAGCUCUACCUACGAUUAUCACCCACUUAUUCAAGCUGGAGAUUUGGAAGCGUUUAUGCACGAUGCAAACGUCUGUCCUAUUUGCAUGCAAACCAUAGAACUCGUUUCUAGUGGCUCCACUUUGAACCCAGCUUCAAGGAUUGUAAGGAGGAAUUACAUGCUUACACCAUGUCAUCAUCUGUAUCAUAGGCAGUGUUUGUUGCAAUGGAUGGAAAGUAGAAGUAUAUGCCCUGUUUGCCGAUGUCAUUUACCGCCUGUUUGA